GAAUCCGAAUUUCGCUGGAUGUGGAAUUGCAAUGUGUGUUUGUGGGGAUGGCACGGCUGGUUUCCAGGUCAUCAUGUCUGCUCGGCACUCUCCACAUAAAGCACGGUCGUCCCCUAUCGACUUGCGCAAACGGAAGCCUAUGCUCGACUCUCCCACCAAACAGUUGGUGAAAGACUUGAAUUCUGCGAGGUCCACGCCACGCGAUAUCUUUCGCGUUCUCCAUGAGAAACGAAUGCUCCUG
Messenger RNA from Perkinsus marinus ATCC 50983, 241 nucleotides. RefSeq lists its product as hypothetical. The annotation marks the transcript as partial. The transcript has a single exon. The record is from RefSeq and is a predicted model, not a curated record. NCBI's taxonomy places the organism in Eukaryota, Perkinsozoa, Perkinsida, Perkinsidae.